CCAUUACCUCAAGAAAUAUGGAUCAAAGAGAAGAAACAGCAAUAGAAAAGAGAAACGUGUAUAUCAAGGAAACAAAUAUCUUUGGAAAGAAAAUUAGGGUUUUCUAUAAAAUGAGAUUCGAUUACUUAUGUUUUUGUAAAACGGAGCUUAAAUCUCGCAAUUUCAUGGGUGGUAAUGGUGGUGGAGGCCAUCAAUCUCCCUAACAAAUUACUAAAUCAAAAAAACUAAAUUAUAACAUUAUAAAACGAUUCCGGUCGUUAUGGAGAACCGUUGACUUUAGUUUGAGCCGUUUCUAUUUAUACAAAGAACACCAACUAUG
Camelina sativa (false flax) is the source of this 319-nucleotide messenger RNA. RefSeq lists its product as uncharacterized. Lineage: Eukaryota; Viridiplantae; Streptophyta; Magnoliopsida; Brassicales; Brassicaceae. The record is from RefSeq and is a predicted model, not a curated record.